Molecule: messenger RNA, 7780 nt
Organism: Agelaius phoeniceus (red-winged blackbird)
Lineage: Eukaryota; Metazoa; Chordata; Aves; Passeriformes; Icteridae
Gene: THOC1
Product: THO complex subunit 1
Biological process (GO): signal transduction; mRNA export from nucleus
Cellular component (GO): THO complex part of transcription export complex
Molecular function (GO): protein binding
Source: RefSeq, a predicted model, not a curated record
UCCCUCCCUGCCGCCCGCCGGCCGGGAUCAUGUCGCCGCCGCUCUUCAGCCUGCCCGAGGCGCGGCUCCGCUUUACGACAUCCACCAGAGAGGCUCUGAUUAACAAAAGCAUCAAGCCGUUGUUGAAUGCAUUUAACCAGGUUCCUGGAAGUGAAAAUGAAAAGAAGUGUACCUUGGAUCAAGCUUUUAGAGUUGUUGUAGAAGAAGAAAUAAUAAACAAAGCUCCAUGUGAGAAUCUCCUGGCAAUUAUUUCUCUUGCUAUUAAUGGAGUCACAGAAGGUAUCUGCACUGCAUCAACUCCUUUUGUGCUUUUGGGGGAUGUUCUGGAUUGCCUCCCUUUGGAUCAGUGUGACAAAAUUUUCACUUUUGUGGAGAAAAAUGUUGCUACAUGGAAAUCGAACACAUUUUACUCUGCAGGGAAGAAUUACUUGCUGCGCAUGUGCAAUGAUCUCCUAAGAAGAUUAUCUAAGUCACAAAACACAGUCUUUUGUGGAAGAAUUCAGCUGUUCUUGGCUAGGUUAUUUCCACUUUCAGAAAAGUCAGGACUUAACCUACAGAGUCAGUUUAACCUGGAAAAUGUCACUGUUUUCAAUACCAAUGAACAUGAGAGCACUCUGGGACAGAAGCACACUGAGGAGAGGGAAGAAGGAAUGGAUGUGGAAGAAGGUGAAAUGGGAGAUGAUGAAGCACCAACGAGUUGUUCCAUUCCAAUAGAUUAUAACCUGUAUAGAAAAUUCUGGUCACUUCAAGAUUAUUUUAGAAAUCCUGUGCAGUGUUAUGAGAAGGUGUCAUGGAAAACAUUUCUUAAGUACUCGGAAGAAGUUUUGGCUGUUUUCAAAAGUUACAAAUUGGAUGACACUCAGGCUUCCCGAAAAAAGUUGGAAGAACUAAAAACAGGAGGAGAACAUGUGUAUUUUGCAAAGUUCCUAACUAGUGAAAAGCUGAUGGAUUUACAGCUGAGUGACAGUAACUUCCGUCGUCACAUCUUGUUGCAGUACCUAAUACUAUUUCAGUAUCUAAAGGGACAAGUCAAAUUUAAAAGUUCAAACUAUGUUCUAACAGAUGAACAGUCUCUUUGGAUUGAAGAUACUACAAAAGCAGUCUACCAGCUUCUUUCAGAAAAUCCUCCAGAUGGGGAAAGAUUCUCAAAAAUGGUAGAGCAUAUAUUAAAUACUGAAGAAAACUGGAACUCAUGGAAAAAUGAGGGCUGCCCAAGCUUUGUGAAAGAAAGACCUCCUGAUUCUAAGCCAAUGAGGCCUGUGCGGAAGAGGCCAGCUCCAGAGGACUUCUUAGGAAAAGGAUCAAACAAAAAAAUCCUUAUGGGGAAUGAGGAGCUGACCCGCCUUUGGAAUUUAUGUCCUGAUAACAUGGAAGCCUGUAAAUCUGAGAGUAGGGAAUAUAUGCCAACACUGGAGGAAUUUUUUGAGGAAGCUAUUGAACAAGCAGACCCUGAAAACAUGGUUGAAAAUAAAUAUAAGGCUGUGAACAAUUCUAACUAUGGCUGGAGAGCACUGAGACUUCUGGCACGCAGAAGUCCCCACUUCUUCCAGCCAACAAACCAACAGUUCAAGAGUUUACCUGAAUAUCUAGAAAACAUGGUAAUCAAAUUAGCCAAGGAGCUGCCUCCUCCUUCUGAAGAAAUAAAAACAGGUGAAGAUGAAGAUGAGGAAGAUAAUGAUGCUUUAUUAAAGGAAAACAAUGAAAGUCCAGAGGUGCAACGGGACAAAGCCAUGACGGGCGAGCAGAUCGAGUCCUUUGCCAACAGGCUGGGGGAGCAGUGGAAGGCCUUGGCCCCCUACUUGGAGAUGAAGGAGUCUGACAUCCGGCAGAUCGAGCUGGACAGCGAGGAUGUGAAGAUGAGAGCCAAGCAGCUGCUGGUGGCCUGGCAGGAUCAGGAGGGCUCUCACGCCACCCCCGAGAACCUGAUCACAGCGCUGACCAAGGCCGGCCUCGGGGAGCUGGCCGAAAGCCUCACCAACGACACCGAAGGCAGCAGCUAACUCGCCUCAGAUGCCAACUGACUGACUUGGGGCUGGGGGUUGGUAAUUGUCACUCUUCUGGUGCUUGCCAUUGAUAAUUGUUACUUUUGUCGCUAGGCAAUAGAUUUUUGAUAGGUAUUUUAUGUUCGGUAAAUGAUAUAAAGCUUUUUAAUAUUACUGUUGGAUUGUCCAGAGUGUCUGAGACAAAGGAUUAGUCGCUGUGGCCUGGAACUAGGAAGCUUUAUCUUUGGUGGUAGAACAUGAAAGGGAGGAUGGAGAGUCCUUGCAGCUUUUGGGGCAGGCUCUGGGAGUUUGGCACCAGCAGAACUCGGGUUGCUCCUGCUGGACAGAGAAUUGGCAGGCUCGUUCCUCACAGCAGGGAAGAACUGUGUGUGAAGGACUUUGGAGUCACUCUUUGGGGUCAUGGGAGCUGGGGACUGUCAAAAGAGGUAAAAUGAGAGAGUUGUGAUGGCACUCCAAGGCACAGCACUGCCUUCCAGGGAAGAAGCGCUGUCCUGCUCUCCCACUGAAGCACUGGUUCAGUCAGUGAUCAAGGGAUUUCCAUGCUGGUUUUUGUUAGUGAUUACUUUUAGCUUCUCAUUCUUUGGCUGUGUAGGAACACUCCUGAGUACUGGUAAACAAAGAAGUUUUUUUGUCACAGGUAAUUGUGAAGGUUUCAUUUUAAGGCCAAGGUUAUCUGUAGCUGUUUUCCCUCAAAAUGUGAGAGGUUUUUGUGGUGUUAAGUGGCAGCUGGCUACAACUUGUUCUGUGGCUAGUUUGUGUAGUGCUUCUGUCACUGAACUCUGUAUUUCUUCAGCUAUUCACUCAUAGCUGUGAAUUUCCAGCAUGAUUAGCUACUACCUCAAAGGAGAGUUCCUGCCUGCAGAGCCAUUGAUUUUGUGUCUGCCCCACUCCAGACUUAAAUUAGGAACUUGAUUAGGGUGCUUCAGUGAAGCUUGGUAGGGGCAGAGAUACAGAAAAUUAUUGGAAAUAACAGCCCAGGUCGGCAGCUCCUGCUGCAGGUAGGGGCUGGUAGAAGGUGUGAACUUCAACAGUUUCAACUGGUUAAAGGACUUGAGCAUAUUGUGAGUGGAGCUGUGCAGGUGUGACUGACAACUUCAGUGCUGGGAAAACUGAGGAUGACAGUGGGAGGAUGUAGUUCCAUAAAGGAGUAACCACACCAUCUCUCCUUCCCCUGUAACAGGAUCCAGAACAAGAAUUUAACCCUGGAGGUGUUUCUGUGGGGCCUGCAGGAACAGAGCCAGCACUGCCUUGGGGGCUUCCUUAAUGGGCAGAACUUGCCUUGAAGCAUCCACUUAAAAUAGAGCCCCAGGCCUUUGGUAUGCUCCCAGGUGAAGCUGUGCAGGAAGGUGGCACUGGAGUAACAGUUGCAAGGCAGAAGAGCUGAGUGUGAUGGCCACAGGUUAUGCCAGGUCCCAGGGAAGGGUAAAAGGACCCUUUCUGAUCAAGUGAGGCACAAGCAAACUCACCACCCUGCCAACAGAAGUGAAAGUAUUUGAUAUGAAUAUGGACCAGCUCUUCAGCAGGCACUGGGACACAUCAACACUGGGAACCUGUACAGCAAGGGGUGAGGGGGUUGAUGACCUUGAUAGUGCUUUUUAGCCUGUAGUGCCGAAAGGCUUUUUUUACAGCAGUCACACACAUCCAGUUACUGCAGAAGGUCCUGUAAAUAAGCAAAGCCCAGUUUUGCAGCCACCACACUGGACUUAGCUACUGAAUAAUGAGUAACAGGACAGGAGACACAUCCCUACAGCUUAAAAAAAAAAGUGACUUUAUUCCAUGACUGCUUUGAGACAUUCGUCAGUGGUGGCCCAAGAAGUGAAAACAAACGCAUACUGACUACAGUACCAGGACAGGAGCUGUUUUUAAUGGAGACACAUUGUUGAUCACAAUUUAUUCUGAAAUCAUGAGAUGCCAGCAACAGAACAGACUGAAUCAGCAGGUCAGGCUGGACAAAUACUUGAUUGUAGCCACAGCUGUUGGCUACGGGCAGCAGCACUGAGUUACACAACAAGGCAACGCUUUCUCUUCUACCUUCCUAACAGAACUGCCAGGUAAGGCAAAGGAUGGACAGCUACUGAACUGUGGUAUAAACCAUGCAAGAGUAACAAAUGUGAGAGUAGGUGUGUAAUAAAUACUUGAUGACAUUAGAGAAGAAGGAGGAGGAGAGGCUCAUUAAAAAAAAAUUAUCUUCUGCAAGACAUUAAAGCUAUUUUAAGUAUUGUCACCACCACAGUGGGCAGUCCAGUCCCAUAGUGACUAAUUGGUACAUGGAUCAGUUUUAAAACAAUAUCCCUCUGCACAUGAGAAGGUUUGAACAAAUUAUUUAUCCACUUGCUAAAGCUCUGGGGUUAAAGAAGUGAUCAGUAAUCAACAUUUAUUUCACACCUAGGCAGAAUGGCUAGAACGGAAGACUAUUGUUCAGCUGCUUCUUCAACAACUUCAAUCCUGCGAGGCCCGUAGAGUAGAACAUAAGCUAUAUGCCAGUCUCCACCCCCAGAUAACCUCAAAAUGUCUUCAGGUGUAACAAUGCUGACUUUGUCGUCAUCAAAUUUAAUCCAUUCAUCUGCAAGGAAAACAAGAGGAUCAUUUGUAACUUAGGUGCAUAAAAUCUAAGCUUGCUUAACAGCCCCUUUGCUGAAAGGAGCUGUGAUGAGUGGUUAACAGGGCUGCAAUUUGUUUAUUAUUUUUUACCUUGUUUCCUUUUAACCCAAGACACAUAAUGCCCAGAGGAACUUGAUCUGCCUUGAUGAGUUAGCACUGCCUGCAGGUCAUAAUAGCCGCAAUUGUUAGAGCCAAUAUCUGAAGGGGAAAGAAAAAGUAACCUUGAGUCUUACUUGAUGCAUCAGCCAGGCCACAGCACCACAGGUGUGUGUGUGCAAAAGCCCAGCUACAGCACAGUACAAAACCAUUGUGAACUAAAGCAGCAGCUCUCAGCCAGGAGAGUCUCAGGAAACUGAAGAUGUUGUGCAUUCUUAUGAAAUAAAUAUGUACACCAAAGUAUUACUGAUGUAAUUAAUGCACAGGCUGAGUGCUUUGGGCCUUCAGGCUCCAAGCCUCCCCAAAACUGAGCCAACACCAGCACCAUCACAGCACUUUUAGAAGUCCAGUUUAAGUUUUUGUUUGGAUUUCAGCCUUCUACCACCCACUGACAAGUCAGCGUGCACAUUACAAGCAAAUGUCUUUUGAUGUGCCUGUCUUCUAUUAUCACCAGCUUGUCAGAUGGAUGGCAGUUAUGCCUUUCACUAUCUCAAUGUUUUGGUUUACCUAAUCUUUCCAUUCCUGUCAGUCUUUCAAGAUUAAUUUUCAAAAGCAUUAAAGAGACCGGGUUCUCAAAAUAGUGCUACCAUCAGGUACACUUAAGCACAAGUAAAUAGGAAGUUACUUUAAAGUAGAUUUGCUUCCCUGUACUCACCAUCAGGAAAAGAAAAUGGUUCAUAUUUAACUUCUUUCUGUGCACCAUCACUUUUACUAGACUAAAAAAGAGAGUAAGUUGAAUUAAUGUGGAGCAGUUUAAUAAAAGCUCUAGCACAAUCACAUCAAAUCCCAAGUCUCCAUUAAUUAAAGUGCAUUUCUAAGUCUAAACAUUUUUGUUCAACUUGAAAGAAAUUCAUAAUUGUAUUUUUUAGGUGGACAUACAAAACCCUUAUCUGAAGAAGAUCAGUUUUAAAGCAAAUACAUUUUAGCACAUACUGCCUGCAGUGUUCACCCACGAGAUUUAUGGGUUUGUUUAUGAAACAAUUCUGCAAUUGCAGAUUUAUUCCUUGGUGGGGGCUUGCUAGCAGCAGAAGUGACAAUAAGAAAAUACCAGAGACAGACUCUCAGUGCCAAUACAUUCUGUUCAAAAAUAGCACUCUUUCCUUGCUCCCAUCUGUGUAAGAGGGGAUGCAAGCCUUAUCCAAAUGCUUAAAAGAAUUUGCAAUGAGUUAGGCCAGGAAAAAUACCAGCAAACUUUAAAAAAUGGCUAAAACAUGACAGUUUUUAGCUCAUUUACUUUUGUCUUCAAUAAAGACAGGGAAGUCAGCAUUAUGUAGACAGGAUAAGACAUGAGACCAUUUCCCAAGUUUUUACAGUGCUGACUUCAGGCUCACUAGUACACGUACUCUAAUUUUUACCAGUCAGGCACAUGACAGUGUCUUGUACAACCCUUUCCAGCUGCUGAGCAGGGAAUGGCUUCCUACACUCCACUGAAGAAGGGAGCAGCCACCUAACAGUAAUAUUUGAAGAGAAUAAUUCUGUGUAACUUACAGCAAACUUUUGGGCAUAGCUGAAAAUACAGGAUAAAAAGAUCUAAAGCUCAAUACCAAGGAGUUUGCUAUGUAAGAAAAUAAUAUAUUUAGGGACAGCAAGUUUUCUCUAGUCCUUAUUAGUACCCCAAUGUCAGAUGUAUGAGUUAGUGAAAGCAUCAGGAGACUUACGUUCUUUGGCUGUUGAUUUACUUUUUUGUCUUCUAGGUCUUUGAAUUUUGAUCGAUAAGAAACCAUUUUUUCCUGCAGGUCGGGCGUACACAGCUCAUACACAUCCAACAUAAGAGGAAAUUUGACAUCCUAGGAAGUAAAAGACAAAGGUUUAUUAGCAUGAUUUGGUACUCCACAUUAAAGCAUUCUCCCAUGGGAAGACAACACAAUCAAAUUAAAUGAAACCCUCUUCAAAUUGAUGGCAACCUGACCUACUGGGAUUCUUUUAGUAUUUACCAAAAGAGCUACAAUGCUUUCACUGAAGAAUGUCUAAUUCAGUACAAACAAACAACUUUAUAUUAUUACAUUCAGCAUAGACUAACAAUAAAUCAGAUUCUUUAUUGCUAGCUGUCAUACUUUCACACUAUGGAAAUACCUGUACAGGCCUAAGGGAAAAGAAAAAAGAGGCAAGCAUGUAGAAUGACUGUACCCUGGCAAAAAUGUUAUUUUGUGCUAUCCAAACUACCUUCUGAAACAGUUAACAUGUACCUUUAAUCCUUAUUUCAUUUCCUCCUCUUGUAAGGAAAGAGCACCUAUCAUGAUGCUCCUGGGUAGCCUGCGAGGCCUGUCGGCCAUGGCCAACAGAAAGCAAAACAGAACAUUCAGCUGUUGGCAGCUGGUUCCUGCAUUUGUCCAUCAGAAAGCCAGACAAUUAAAAUAACUAAUACAGGAAGUGUCUGACAGCAUAAACAUCUCCCAUCAACAUUAGAACACUGUUCAGAGUUUGAAAGCAUGGCCCUCUCCUUAGUUAAACAUUCUUCUCAGAACCACUGGUGAGAAAAGACCAAAAAACAUCUUGUAUUGUGUCAUGAUGUAAUAUUAGCAGUACUGGGACAAAUUCACUUUUGCCCCUCACCUCCUUCCUCAGUCUAUUUUGGGUAGUGUAGUUUGCCAUACACCAUCACAACUGGGAACAAAACUAUUUGGCACUUGAGCAAAGGAACUGCACUCUUUAAUGUUUUUAAAUGCAAUUUAAAGGUGAACAAUUAAGAAAGUAGUCUUCAAGUCCUCAUUGUCUACCCUUAAUAAAAACUCACAGAAAACAUAAAGAGGAAUUGAAUUUCAAUAUGCAAAAAACUUACCUUAAGAACUUUUGCAUUCACAGAUUCUUUCUCUUUGUAAAAAAAUCUAACCAUCUGAAUAGUCAGGUACGCUGGCAAGCGACUAAUUUUGGACUACAAAAAAAAAAUUAGAAAAAGGUAUUACUUUAAAUAUUCACAGAUCUUUUUUACCUUAAACACUGGUCAUCCUAAAUUACUGUCUAUUCUGGGAAUGUAUUUGUACACAAACCCACAGGAAUAAAAUAAAGUUUCCUUUAUUGAA